Molecule: messenger RNA, 1188 nt
Organism: Galleria mellonella (greater wax moth)
Lineage: Eukaryota; Metazoa; Arthropoda; Insecta; Lepidoptera; Pyralidae
Product: UBX domain-containing protein 1
Exons: 6
Coding region: 116-1078 (320 amino acids)
Molecular function (GO): protein binding
Source: RefSeq, a predicted model, not a curated record
AUAAGUUUAAUCUGUGAUAAGCUUUAUUUGAAAACAGCUGAUGGUUGAUGAUGAAUGAGUUAAUUUAGGAAUUGGAUUUUUAAUAAAGAUAUUGCUAUAAGUGUGAAUUCUAAGGAUGGCGGAAAUACAAACUCUUGUAGAGAUGGGUUUCUCUAAAGAGAGAGCGGAAAAAGCUCUAGCGAUCACAAAUUAUAAGGGUGUUGAACCUGCCAUGGAAUGGCUGUUGGCACAUGCUGAUGAUCCUGGAAUGGAGAGUGGCCAAACUGUUGGUGGGCAAACACUUGCCAGUAAUACAAACUCCGCUUCGACAUCAGUUACUGAAUCAACAACAGAGAGCAAGCCGGAAGAAGCCAAAUCCUUUAAGUGUGAUGAGUGCGGGAAAUUGUUUAAAAAUCAGGAUGAAAUGGAGUUUCAUGCGGCGAAAACAAAUCACAGUAGUUUCUCAGAGUCUACAGAGGAGAAGAAACCAUUGACAGAGGAAGAAAAGAAAGCGCAAUUAGCACUACUUGAAGAGAGAAUGAAACAGAAAAGGAAAGAACGAGAGGAAAAAGAAAAGGCAGAAGCAUUGGAAAGGGAACGUCUUCGCAUUAAAUCUGGUAAAGACCUCCAGGAUGCACGGCUGAGGUUACAAGAGCAGGAGAUGCAGAAACUUGUUGAGCAGCGUCGUCGGGAGAAAAUUGAAGACCAGAAAGCAAGAGAACGUGUUCGAGCACAAAUUGAAGCUGAUAAACAGGCUAGGAAACUGGCUGCAUCAGGUCAGACAGCUCCACCGCCAGUUGCUACGCCCCCACCGGCGCCUGCUGCUGCACCAGCACCCAAGGUCUCAUAUGACCAGGCAAGGAUCCAGCUCCGACUACCUGAUGGAAAAGCUUUAGCUCACACAUUUGGAGCCAAGGAACAACUCGCUGCUGUUAGAUUGUACCUGCAAAUGAAUGCUCGGGAAUUCGCACAAGAUGACAGUUUCAAACUUAUGACAACAUUCCCAAAGAAAAUCUUUACUAGCGAAGAUUACGAGAAACCUUUGGAAUUAUUAGGUUUGGUACCAUCGGCUGUGAUCAUAGUGUCAAGAGGCCAAUAAGUAAAAAAAUAAUCUUGCUACAGUUACCUGUUUAUCAAUUUGAGCAGUAUGGGUUUAUAUGGGUGCGACAGGUAUUAACAUAAACAGUAACAAUAAAGUUUGUGUAUGCA